ACGACAAAUCCAUGAAAGCUUGAACAAUGAGAGGGCCAACCGGCCAUUAUCUCGUUUUUUUUAUUGGAAAUUUUUAAAUAGUCGAAACCAAAAGUUCUCUAAUUUGCUGUUUGUCCAAUUUGCAAACCCUUUUUCAGGUGGUCUGCAAGCCGAAAUCAUAUAUAAUGGCAACUAUGAUUACUUCGUCUAGGGGUGCAAGUCCUAUGCCUCGAAACCCUAGUGACUCAAGAAGAACCUCAGUCGAUACUGUUACUCGCUCUCAGGCUUCAUCUCCCGUGCGGGGUGGAUCGGGACCGCCACCAUCUCAGGCAGCGCAACGACGCAAUCGAGCAGCACUUCGCGACUAUUAUGGCCUCAGAUCUGCAGCUCCCGCGGACGUUAGUACUGACCAGCACCACAUAGACGCAGAGAUCAAGGACAGCGAGCUGGAUCGCGAGGGACUUGAGCCUGAAAAGUAUGUUCGAGAGCUUUUGGGGAAGGAGUCCCUUGAGGGCGUGCUCAAAGCUGAGGCCCGACUCGUCAAUGAGAUCCGAUCUCUAGAUGGUGAAAGAAAAGCACUUGUUUAUGACAACUAUUCGAAGCUUAUCACCGCAACGGAUACCAUCCGUAAGAUGCGAUCUGAGAUGGAACCUCUGACGCCUUCAACAUCCACACUUUCUCCUGCUAUCGCUCACAUCGCUGCCGUCUCAGAGGCUUUAGCAGCAUCACUGCAUGCGCAUGCCCCUCCGCCCACAGAGUCCGUGGGUGUCGGCAAGGAGGCUGAACAAAACACCCAUGCCGUUGGUGGGACUGAUCAGGAGAAGGCAAGACAGACGGUGCGCUGGGUUUUGAACACUCCUUUUCUUCUGCAGCAGAUGAUCAGCGAGGGACGCUCAGAUGAAGCGGAUCGGGAGUGGGAGGAUGUCAGGAAGUUGUUAGACAAAUGGAACGGAACUCCGGGUGUGGAGAAGGUCAGAAAGGAGUGUGAGAGUGUGCUGAGGAAGGAUGCUGGAACGUAAGAGACACGCGACGGUCGAGAUGAUCCUCCAUUCUUAUUCCAGAUACCCAUACGAGAAAUGUGUCGCAUGCCUGUCGAGUGUUUUCGGCGAUUCUCCUUUCCUCGAACCCUUACGCGUCCGAAUCGAUAUUCGAGUUCAUCGAUUGCACGAUGCCAUACGUGACAUGAG
This is a messenger RNA of Xylona heveae TC161, 1166 nucleotides long. RefSeq lists its product as hypothetical. Gene Ontology annotation, cellular component: GARP complex; membrane; EARP complex. Lineage: Eukaryota; Fungi; Ascomycota; Xylonomycetes; Xylonales; Xylonaceae. The transcript is spliced from 3 exons. The coding region runs from base 165 to 998 and encodes 277 amino acids. The record is from RefSeq and is a predicted model, not a curated record. Gene Ontology annotation, biological process: retrograde transport, endosome to Golgi; endocytic recycling; Golgi organization.